Messenger RNA from Loxodonta africana (African savanna elephant), 10908 nucleotides. It is a transcript of the gene BDP1, whose product is annotated as B double prime 1, subunit of RNA polymerase III transcription initiation factor IIIB. The record is from RefSeq and is a predicted model, not a curated record. Gene Ontology annotation, biological process: RNA polymerase III preinitiation complex assembly. Lineage: Eukaryota; Metazoa; Chordata; Mammalia; Proboscidea; Elephantidae. Gene Ontology annotation, cellular component: transcription factor TFIIIB complex. Gene Ontology annotation, molecular function: TFIIIC-class transcription factor complex binding. The coding region runs from base 207 to 8957 and encodes 2916 amino acids. The transcript has 39 exons.
AGCUGUUACUGUAACAGGGUCAUGAAGAAGAGGCGGCGGCGGGAGGAGGGAGGAGGCAGCGGGGGCGUGAAGCUGCCGUAGCUGUCUGCCGGGUUGGUGGUGUAGCUUCGUGAGAAGGCGCAGUUCCUAACCCCUUUUCCGAGCAGCGGCUGGGGCUCGGGGCUCAGCGGCCGUGGGGCCGCCUCCCCGGGCCCCCUGGCUCCGCCAUGUUCCGCAGGGCACGCCUUAGCGUGAAGCCGAACGUCAGGCCUGGUAUAGGCGCCAGGGGGUCCACCGCUCCCAACCUCCAGCGUGGAAAGGAGUCUCCCAGGCCUCCGGAGCCGGCUGCGGCCUCUGCUCCGAAGCCAGCGGAGCCCAGAGAUGUGCCCCUGGUGGAUACUGGGGGAGCAGAACCCCAAGAAAAGGCUCCCAGGGGCAGCACUGGUGAAAAGAUUGAUGGUGAGAAUGACGUUGAAGAAUCCAGCAAAUCUUCCCCUACUGCUUCACAGAGAAGAAAGCGAGUAUCAAGUACUUCUAGUCUGGAUAAACCUAGUGUCAGUGUUCCUUCAGAAUCUCAUCCCUUAUGUACUGUUAAUCAAGAAACUUUACAACCAAGCCCUAUUCCAACAAAAGAGAAACAGCCAUGCUCCGACAGAUACCGAAUAUAUAAAGCCCAGAAACUGAGAGAAAUGUUAAAAGAAGAAUUGAGAAAAGAGAAGAAGCAGUGGAAGAACAAAUAUGCUAUUAAUGAAAGUCAGCAGCCACCAGAUCGUUCAAAAAUGACUAUGAGAGACUUCAUAUAUUACCUGCCAAAUAACAAUCCAAUGACUUCCUCACUGGAACAAGAAAAGAAAACAGAAAAAUCAUUGACGCCAGUCCAGACGAGAGAGCAAGAAAGUAAGAGUACUCCUGAUGCUGAAGAAAAUGAAGAAAUGGAAGAAGAGACUGAUGAUGGGCCAUUGCUGGUUCCUCGAGUAAAAGUGGCAGAAGACGGUUCUAUUAUUUUGGAUGAGGAAAGUUUAACUGUAGAAGUUUUAAGGACAAAAGGCCCCUGUGUUGUUGAGGAAAAUGACCCCAUAUUUGAACGUGGCUCUACGACUACAUACUCCAGCUUUAGGAAGAACUAUUACUCUAAGCCAUGGUCAAAUAAAGAAACAGAUAUGUUCUUUUUAGCCAUCAGCAUGGUGGGAACUGACUUUUCUAUGAUUGGACAACUUUUUCCUCACAGAGCAAGGAUAGAAAUUAAGAAUAAAUUUAAACGUGAAGAGAAAACAAAUGGAUGGAGAAUAGACAAAGCAUUUCAGGAAAAGCGCCCUUUUGACUUCGAUUUUUUUGCUCAUUUGCUUCAGAAAGUUCUUGCCGAAGAAGAGAAAAGAAAACAAAAAUCAGUUAAAAAUCAAAAUCCAAAGGAGAAGAAACCUUCCAAACCACGGAAAAAAGUAAAAGUGAAAAAAAUUGUCAGUGAAGGAGUGAAUGAUGGUCUAGAUGGGUCUGUGAGUACUAAAAUUUCAGACACAGAAGGACUGCUAAAGGAUACUCAGACAGCUGAAGAAGAACAGUCACCUCUGACUUUAUCAGAACAGGAUUCAGGACAGAUUGCGUUAGAAUCAGACCUAAAUCAAAAGAAAAGGAGAAGGAGGAAUCAAGAUGAUGCUGAAGAACAAGAAGUAAAAAACCAUUUGGGAAAUGCCACCGUUCAGGCAGGCCCUUCUAAAGGAGAAAAACACAAAAAUAAAUGCGAGUCUUUAAGACCAGAGGUAAAUGAAGGUGAAUGCGAUAGGGAACAGCAGCUUUCCUGCUUACAGAACACAGAUGAUGACAUUGUGGACAUAUCCUCCAGUGAAAAAGUUGAGAAAAGAACUGAUCCCAUUGUUGCAUCAAGUAAUCAACAAGAUGCCGUGUUAGUAUCAACUGAGUCUUCAGAAUCAGUCACUUCACAUUUGCCUUCUUCAGAAGUUGGAACUAAAGCAUUGUCUGAGGUGAACGAUACUGAGAGUAGUUGUACAGGGGAAAGAAAUGUUGAUCUUAAAAAUAAGUCACUGGAAACUGAUCAAACAGGAAAUGUUAAACCGACGGUGAGAGGACGACUCCAGAGACCUAAACCCAAUUUAUCAAGAGCAGUUGGGAAGAAACCAGUUAGUUCACAAGGUAAAACAGACUCAAAGAAUAAGAGUUCACAUCCAGAAACUUCAGUUGAAAAGAAUCAUGUGGAAAAGGAUCAAAUGAAUACAUUUGACAGUUUGGGAAAGGAGAAUUCAGAGAAAGAGAGCGUUGAAGCUGAGGCUGUAUCUGAUUUGAGUGAAAAAGUUUGUCUUCAGGAAGAUAAUCAACCAAAGGCUUCUAGACCUGCACGACUAACGAGGGGCCGAUUACAAAGGCCAAAGCCAAAUGUAGGUAAAGUUGCCGAAAGAAAAGAAAUUCCAGCAUCACAGGAAGAAAUUGGGGCCAGUGAAGAAAAGAAUGAAAAUGAAUCCUGUAUCGAUAGAGCUGCUCAUGAACAAACAGAAGAUCAGCCAUGUAAAAAUUUCGAUUGUGGAGACAUUGCAUCACAGCCUGAGAAAAAAGAUACUUUUCAAAAUGUGCAAGCAGAUGAGCCCAAGGGUCUUAAAGAAUGCCGGAGCAUUCAAGAGGAUAAUGAAGCAAAUAUAUGCAAACAAGCCCCAAUUAUAAGGACUCGAUUUCAGAAACCAAAUAUAGGAAGCGGGACUGGAAGAAGAGAAAUUUUCUCAAGGGAAGAGGUACCAGAGAAGGUUCUUGCCUCUGGGGAAAUGCAAUCAGAUUUGGGAGAAAUGGCAAGACCAGAAACCUUACCAAGGGAGAAGGUACCAGUAGAGGCCAGUACUACUAAGGAAAUGUUGACAAAUUUAAAAGAAACUGGAAGACACGUCCCUCUCAGAGAGAAGAUAUCAGAAAUGAUCGACACCACUAUGGAAAUGGAGACAGGUUUGAGAGAGACUGGAAAAGAAAUUUCCCCAGGGGAGUGCAUAUCAGACGUGAUUGAUGUCCUUGAAGAAAUAGAGACAGAUUUUGAAGAAACUGGAGAAAGAGAAAUACCUCCAUGGGAAAAGGCCCCAGAGGAGGUCAAGACUGUGAGUGAAGUGGAGAAAGGUUUGAAAAAAACUGAAAGAGAGGUUUCCCCAAGGAAAAAGAUAACAGAAACGAUUGCUGCUUCUGAAGAAAGAGAGGCAGAUUUUGAAGAAACUGGAAAAAGACAAAUAUCCCCAUGGGAGAAGGCCCCAGAGGAGGUCAAGACCGUAGGUGAAGUGGAGAAAGGUUUGAAAAAAACUGAAAAAGACGUUUCCCCUAGGAAGAAGAUACCAGAAAUGAUUGCUUCCUCUGCGGAAGGAGAGGCAGAUUUUGAUGAAACUGGAAAAAGAGAAAUAUCACCACAGGAAGAAGCCCCAGAGGAGGUCAAUACUGUAGGUGAAGUGGAGAAAGGCUUGAAAAAAACUGAAAGAGAGGUUUUCCCAAGGAAAAAGAUACCAGAAAUGAUUGCUGCUUCUGAGGAAACAGAGGCAGAUUUUGAAGAAACUGGAGAAAGAGAAAUAUCCCCACAGGAAGAGAUCCCAGAGGAGGUUAAGACUGUAGGUAAAGUGGAGAAAGGUUUGAAAAAAACUGAAAGAGAAGUUUCUCCAAGAAAAAAGAUACCAGAAAUGAUUGCUGCUCCUGAGGAAAGAGAGGCAGAUUUUGAAGAAACUGGAGAAAGAGAACUAUCCCCAUGGAAAAAGGCCCCAGAGGAGGUCAAGACUGUAGGUGAAGGGGAGAAAGGUUUGAAAAAAACUGAAAAAGACGUUUCCCCUAGGAAGAAGAUACCAGAAGUCAUUGUUCCUUCUGAAACGAUUGCUUCCUCUGAGGAAGGAGAGGCAGAUUUUGAAGAAGCUGGAAGCGGAGAAAUCUCCCCAUGGGAAAAGGUGCCAGAGGAGGUUAAGUCUGUAGGUGAAGUGGAGAAAGAUUUGAAAAAAAUUGAAAGAGAGGUUUCCCCAAGGAAGAAGAUACCAGAAGUGAGUGUUCCUUCUGAGGAAAGAGAAGCGGAUUUUGAAGAAACUAGAAGAGAAAUAUCCUCAUGGAAAAAGGUCCCAGAGGAGGUGGAGAAAGAUUGGAAAAAAACUGAAGGAGAGGUUUCCCUAAGGGAGAAGAUACCAGAAAUGAUAGUUGAUUCUGAGGAAAGAGAGGCAGAUUUUGAAGAAACUGGAGAAAGAGAAAUAUCCCCAUGGGAAAGGGCCCCAGAGAAGGUCAAGACUGUAGUUGAAGUGGAGAAAGAUUUGAAAAAAACUGAGAGAGAGAUUUCCCCAAGGAGAAAGAUACCAUUAAUGAUUGCUACCUCUGAGAAAAGAGAGGCAGAUUUUAAAGAAACUGGAAGAAGAGAAAUAUCCCCAUGGAAAAAGGCCCCAGAGGAGGUCAAGACUGUAGGUGAGAUGGAGACAGAUUUGGAAGAAACUGGAAGAGAGAUUUCCCCAAGGCAGAGCAUUCCAGAAAUGAUUACUGCCUUUGAGGAAAGAGAGGCAGAUUUUGAAAAAAGUGGAAGGAGAGAAAUAACCCCACAGGAAAAGGCCCCAGAGGAGGCCAAGACUAUAGGUGAGAUGGAGACAGAUUUGGAAGAAACGGGAAGAGAGAUUUUCCCAAGGCAGAGCAUCCCAGAAAUGAUUGCUGCCUCAGAGGAAAGAGAGGCAGAUUUUGAAGAAACUGGAAGAAGAGAAAUACCCCCAUCAGAAAAAGCCCCAGAGGAGGUCAAAACUAUAAGUGAAGUGGAGGUAGAUUUGGAAGAAACUGGAAGAGAUAUUUCCCCAAGGGAAAAGGUAGUAAAAAUGGUCAGUACCAUAAGAGAAAGGGAGAUUGAUUUGAAAGAAACUGGAAAAGGAAACAUUUUCGUCAUGGACAAGGUAUCAGGAAAGAUGACUGUUAUUGAGGAAAUGGAGGCAGAUUUGAAAGACACUGGAAGAGAAAUUUCCUUGCGGGAAAGAGGAUCAGGAGAGAUCAGUGCUAUUGAGGAAACGGUAGCCAAUUUGAGAAAUACUGGAAAAGUAGAUACUGCUCCAAGGAAAAAUGAGCCAGAGGAGACUGAUACCUCAAGACAAACCGAGAUAAAUUUAAUACAGAAUAGCAGUGGUGACUGCAGCUGUAUGCCUUUACCAGAUGUACAAAGCAUUAGCAGUGACAUGCAGUCAGUGGUGCGUACGUCUGUAGAAGAGAAAAGAAAUUCUGAAGAGGAAGCGUCAAGUCAGUUAAGUCAUUCAGAGGCUUCUUUGCAGACUUCUGACCUUGGUAAGAUAGAGGACCAAGGGAUGCAAUUUCCAGAUGUUCCGGAGCAGCGUUCCAAUACUAAUUUAAGCAAAUCUCUUCCUCAAGAACAGAAGCCAUCUGAAGUUAAAAUAGUACCUUUUGUGAGAAGUCGAUUCAAAAAACCAAAACCAAACCUAGCAAGAGCAGCUUUAAAGAGAGAGACUACAGAAGCAGAAAAAUACGUACCUGGGAAGAAAUUAGAAAUGGAUAAAAUGGAGACUGUCGUAGUACAACAGAACACUGAACAGACUAAUAACUGCCCUUCUCAAGAUAAUGUGGCUUCCCUAAUGACAUUGAGAGAAAAAGAUGAAUCAGGUCAUAAGGAGGAAAAGGCUGUGAUAUUACCACGUGUACAGACUGAAAAGAGCCUUUCACAUUCACAUUCUUGUGAACCAGAAGAGGAGCCUCAGUCCACACAAGCUCAGGAAGACGACUUGGUUGCUUCUACAGGGACUUACAACACAAACACUUUGCAACAAGAAAUGAAAGAAAGUGGUAUCCAAACUUCUCAACCAAUAAGGCGCCGACUUCAGAGACCCAAACCAAACAUAAGAAAGAUUGAACAGAGGCAAAUAGUAGAAAAAAGUGAAGCUAAAGACAUAAUUAAGGAAGAAAGACCAGUGUUACAAAAAGAUGAAACUAAAAAAUCCCCUGCUGUGCCAAAUUCUCAAAUUGGAACUGAAAUUGAAGUUGUAUCUUCCAAAGUGUCCGAGUGCAGAAUCAAUGAAGAUCAGAGUCAUGUGGUUCUUGUAGAAAACCUUCAUGUUAACAAAAUUAAUGUUUUAGAUGAAAAGAUAAGGGAGGAACAUAAGACUUAUGCUCCUAGUCCAGCCCAGCUGGGGAGAAGGCACUUCCAAAGGGCUAAGCCAAAUUUGAGAAGGGCCCAUAGUCAGAGAAAGAAAUCAGGAACAGAAAAAGGCAUGGCAGAUCAGAGCGAGGCAAGAAAGCUAGAAGAUAAUUUACUGCAGCAAGAAGAGUCUGACAUCCAGCUCCUUCUAAAAAAAAAGACUGAGCUUCUGGCAUCUCUGGAGGUUUCAGCAAGAAAAGAUUGUACAGGUCCCACAGAGGCUGUUUUAGCCAAAAAAGAUGCUGAAUCUGAAGAACCUGGACCAUCAGGAAAUGUUGGAAAGGAAACUCUAGGGAAUAAUUCUGUGUCUUCAGUUAUCGAAGAGCAGUAUCUUAAUAAAUCAACAAGCUGUCCACAACUGUCAAAAGAAUCAUAUUACUCCAAAAUUGCACUGGAUCGAAGAAUGGCUAUCUCUUCUGCCUCUGAAUGUGAGAUAAAUCAUACUGAGAGGAGAAUACGUCAAAAGAACAAACCAAAUGUCACCAAAGGUCGUGGAUCAAAACGAAAUCGGGCUAAGAGCUCUAAGAAGGAACCUAGAGCCUCGAAGGCUGUGCUGGUGACUCUUCGGGCUUCCCAGGAAGAAGAAGAUGAUGAUGAAGAUUUUGCAUCUGACUAUGAAGAAGAAAGCUAUCAUCUUGCACCAGAAGAAGUAAACAAAGCUCCAGUCUUUGUACCCCUUGGUCUCAGAUCUCCUGAACCUGUUGCCACACAGAUUGAGGAAACAAUGGAAGAGCUUGAAAUAACAGUGAAUGUUCCGGAUACCACAUGCAUAGCUACUGUUGAACAUCAGCUCUCAAACUCAGAUGUUAGUACCCAGGAGAUGAAACAAGAAGAAGGUUUGAAUGCAUUACCACUUGAAAUGACCACAGGUGAACAUACCCAAGAUGAAAUAGGUACCAACGAUGGAAGCACUGAAGCUGCUAUAGCUUUACUGACAAUGGGAGAUCUAGUGUUGCAGUCAGAAGUCAGUACUGAACAGGGUGAUGGAAUAGUUGUACUUCCUGAUAUUUAUUCAAAGGAUAACAGCCAUAUUCCUUCUAGCCCAGAUAAUAUAAAACACAACAUUAUUCAUGAAAGUCAGGAGCUUUCUUCAGCUGUCAUUAGUAUAUCUCCUGCAUCAUUAGAAGAAGACAGCAUUGUAUUGGAGGAACAAAGUAUUAGAGAAGAAAUUGGUUUAAUGGAGAAAGUAAAGGAAAACGCUCCACUAACCAGGAAUACAGCUUCUAGAGUGACCAGUAAUUUGAGAAUAAGAAAUAGAUUUCCCAAGCCUAAGCCAAAUCUUAAAAGGAUUUUAGGGACCAAAAGACUUAGUGCUCGUCAGGAAGUCCCCAGUUUGUCUGUAACCAAAGGGGAAGAAGUGGAAAUUCAAAGGGAAACUGAGGAAAAUUCUGUCCAGGAAACAGAAUUGGAGAACAAAAAGUUUGAAUCUGUUAUAACAGCAGAGAGUAAGGAGCAGAGCAAAUUGGCAUGUGCACAGGUUAUCGGAGGAACCAGUAUUUCACAAGAAGCAAACAUAACUGGAAGAAGUGAAGCUCAAGAAGAGGGAUCUCAAGAGGUACAGAGAUUGUCAGUUGCUCCAGUAGUUUCUUCAGAGACAGGACCUCAUACACUUGGUCCAGAUAGGGGUCUCGGCGAGAGUCCUAUUAAAGAGCCCCUGAGAAAGCAUUCCAGUGGAGACAGUGUGCUUACACUUCAUGAACCAGAGUGUACACCAACUAGUAUUCCAGAAAUCCAGCAAGAGAAUGUAAUCAGCCCUCAAGACCUACCAGUGAAUCUGGUUGCUAAUGUACAGCAAGAUGGAGAGGAUGAGCAAACAUUCAUCUUAACUCUGGUGGAAAUCCCAGCCGAUGCAGUAGAAGAGUUUACUAACACCACUGCACAGUUAAUGCCAAACCCUUUACUGCCAGCACCCAUAUUGGUUAAAUCAAGGAAUACAGAAGAAAGGAGUGACGUGAGCAUGAGCUUUCCAGUAACUUCAAUUGGUCAAGAUGCCACAUGUUUAUCUAAUUUUGGAAGAGAUGAUUCUGAAAAGCCUCUGGCUAACUUGGAUCUUAUAUCUAGGAAGAGAGCUCAUUGCAGGCUUGAAGAAAGUGACUGUGUUCCUCCUGCCAAAAUAAGUUCACUGACUUCAAGAGAUGAUUGUCAGGAAUAUACCUCUGAGGUAUGUUCAGAGGAAUUAGUAAAUGUUUUUGAGGAAACAGGGGAGUCUUCCAAGCGACGCAAUAUUUUCCCUACCUCAGGAAGCACAUAUGCAACUCCAGAACCUCAGAAAGAGCAACUUGAACCCGCUUUGCAGAGCACAGAAACCAUAUCUCUUGAUAAAAUAGUAGAUUCACAUGAAGAAAGGAAUACAACUCAGUUACCUCAGGAUGGGAUGGUUGUGUCUGAUAAGGAAGAAAGAACUGGUGCUGCUUCUAAAUCUCACCAAAUGGAUAGCAAAACGUCAUCUUCGAAAACCCCCCUAUCCAGACCUGGCCGAAGACCCCUGGGAUUUUUGUCUUUAAUUUGUUCAAAGAAUAGUUUGGAGUCUGAUGAACCUACUCAAGUCCAUAGUAAGAAGCGCCUCAAACCUCUUAUACCUGUAUCAAGAAAAAAUUUGAAAAGACCUAAUCCACCUAAUGAAAGCCAGAAAAAAAUCCAAGAGUCCUCUGAUCAACUUCCAUCUUCAAGUCUUCUUGUUAAUACACAGUCUGAGAAUACUGACAGUUUAGCCGCUCAGGUUCCUUGUGAUCAGCCCUUACUGAAAGAAGAAUGUGAAAGUGGCCAAAAUCAGACAUCUGAAAAGGAGCCAACCACCAUCUCUCAAUAUUUCUUUAGUGAUAUCUUCAUUGAAGUGGAUGAAACAGAGUAAAACAGGCUUCUUCUUUUUUUUUUUUUUUGAGCCUGGGAUUUCCAGAUUAAAUUACAUUAACAAAGCAGUAUUUAGAAAGAAACAUCGCUGUCUAUUUUUAUUUAGGUUAAUUUUGAAUAUUUAAUAAGCUUGAUUUUGAAGCUUUUAUACUCAGUGGGAAACACUGCUGAUUAAUUCAACAUUUUGGAAAUGCCAAGCAAUUGAGACUGCAUUCUCAGACAGAAAUCACACCUCUUGUUUACAUUUUGACUCUUCCUGUGCUGAGCACACACGGACAUUUUAGAAUGUCGUAGAUAAAUGUCUCUUUGUAUAAAUCACAGUACCGACAUAUGUAGAGAUUGAUUGUAUUUAACAUUUAUCGAACUUCUUUUUGUAAAGUUUUUUUUUUUUUAAUGAUGAAGGCCUUUUCAGUUGCCUCUAAGUAUAUGAAAGUAAAUUGUGAAACUCCACUUUAGUAUGGUAAAUGCUAAAAACUUUUCUAUUAUCAACUAUUUGACUGAAAAAUAUGUAUUUUUAUAAUUCACAUUGAUGUAACAUUUGUCCUAAUUGAAGAACUAGUAUUUAAACUUAUUAUUUAUGAAGAUGCAACAUCAAAGAGCUUAUUUAUUUUUAAAUUUUUUAUUUAAAAGGAUAUCCAGUUUUAAUUAUUUUCAUCUCUCAGAUUGUGGGUAAAGAAGGCAUUAACAAAUUUGUUUGUCUCCUUCCCCUGUUUAAUUUUUAAAGAUAUUUUAAGUGAUAUAACAAAGUGUGUGGAUAGUGUGUAUGUUUUGAAUACAUUUUUCUCAUAGUUUAGUAUAUUGCCUUUCUACUGUGAAUUUUUUGUUGUUCUUAUUUUGUGGAUAAUCUCAGGAUUCACAUGAAGGGAAAAAAACGUUAACUUCAUGUCUGAGGCAGAUUCCAUACAACAUACAGUCCAUUAUACACAUAUAUUCCUCUUUUUAAAAAACUUUAAAUUCCUUGUUUUUCCCAUUAAAUUCUGCACAAAGAACUCUUAAGCCUUUAAGCACAGAACUUAAUUGCGAUGUUAAAAACAGAAAAUAAUGAUAAGGCUUGAUAAAGUUGGUGAUUAUCAUCAAUAUGAACUUAAGGGUUAUUUUUAAUUUAAAGAUUGGAUGAUUUACGUAUGUAACUGUCGUAUCUACCUAAGCACAUCUUUAUUGGUUCAAAGUAAAGUUCUAAAAGAGCAUUCUUCAUUUGAAAAACUUCCUGGGUUCAUAAUACACUCUAUUGGGAGUUGGAAACUUUUUCUGGGAAAUAUUUUUGGCUUCUGUGCCAAAUAGUAUUUGUGGCAACUACUCAUCCCUUCCAUUGUAGUGCGAAAGCAUCAAUAGACAAUACGGAAACAAAUGGCCUGCCUGGAAUUGAUCCCUAGUUUGCUGGCACCUGCAUUAGACAGCAAUUUUCUUACUUUAUGUUGGCGAAGCCUAUGAGUUAUUUGUCUUUGAAGUCAUAAGUUGUGCCUCAGUUGUGUUGAUUCUAUUAUGAAAUGAUUAGCAUUUCAUCUGGAAAAAUUUUAAAGCCUAGAUAAUUAUGUUCGUAUAUUACAAAAAGGUAGCCAGGUUUCAGGCUCAUUAGGAAAAUAGGAUAUGGCUCAGCAAGUUACGAGAGUAAUGCUUAUUUAUUGAAAUUAUUGCUGUUAGAGCAUUUCUUAUUCAUUGUCUUCUAGUGAAAUUUACGGUUUAAUUUUUUGGUCACAAAAGAGGAUCUAUAAAUUUGAGUGGAAAUUCUCUAUAGGCAUUUAUUUCAUGUGAUUAACAAGUUCCAAAAAAUCAUGGUAGUAACUCACAUUGCUAUUUUAAUACUCUGUUUUUGUAAUUAAAAAAGAAAGUCUCAUUCUGAAAAAAGCUGCUUUCUCUUAAUUAGUGUUCGAAUAUUAAAUUGCCACAAUUAAACUAUUGUUUUAUCCCUUGUGUAAUAUUUAUUUUUUUAACUUUGUUAAUACCUGUCACUU